AUGUUCGAAUUCAAGACGUACAAGAUGGAAUAUCAGCAUGUCCCUAAUACUGCAAUAUCAAAAACAUACUCUCCGAAUAGCUUCAAAAUGUUGCGUCGCUCUCGAACUCCGCGCCGAUCUCCAACACCUCCACGUCGGCUUCCUCCGCUUGGAAGAAUUGCGGCCCUGAUGGCUAAUCAUUUUUGGAGGCCUGGAGACCCUACCGCAGAAGGAGUCCCUCCGAAUCAAGCUCAAGUUGAAGAAGUGCCAAAUUGUAGUAUUUUUCGGAACGUACUUCACAACAACGAGAAAGCUGAGCUCCAUCCUUGUGGGCAUGGCUUCCACUGGGAGUGUUUAAAGGCAUACUUUCUUACCCCGAAUCGACGAGCUUAUCCUUUCCAGGUUGUGAACGAGUCGUCUUAUGAACUCCAAUGCCCUGAAUGUCGCGGAGGAGGAGAGCUCAGCUUUAGGUUUGCAACGACCAUAAGAUUGAGCGACUUGUUCUUCCCUCCUCUAAUGGGUCGUUUAGCUUCUUUACCUAGAAGGAGAAGAUUUGAUCAGUCUGUCUGCAACCGGCAGUUGGGAAUCAUACCAAUCCAUCAGGUUAUUACUCUCGAAGAUGACAGCGACGACGACGACGACCCAGGUACACCUACUUCUCGAAAUACCACUCCUCGAUCAAGUCCUGAUCCGUUCUCACCUACCCCGCCUCGAUUCUCACUUACCCCACCUCGAGUUUUAACACCACAACUCGUCCCGACCAGAACUCCGGAAGCACUUCAAUUUGCUGGAAACACUCAAGAUAUAUAUCUUCCACCUUCGCCAAGUGAUGGAGUUGCUUUGCAUACAAACCGCCCUCCAGUUAUUCCAUCCGUUUCGAGAACGCAGCAUACUAUAUUGCCUAUUGUUAUCAUUCCUCCUUCGAUUCAUAAACCUGCCAUGGCACCAGGACUUCGUCAACCUACCCGGGCAACAACUCGCCUGAAAAUCGAGCAAAAACCGUACCUCAUUCGCUCCCUUGUCAACAACUGGCAUCUUCGAGAAGUUAUUACAAUCGAAAAGGAUUGGUACGCUUAUUGUGUGGAAGACAUGUACUUGAAUGCAGGAGGCUGGAUCGCAGGUGGGAAAGCUUCAGUUGCUAGGAUGCUAGAAACUAGGAGAAGAGAACCUCGAGCUGAGGAGAAUGCUACUGGCGAAGGGCAAGCUCCUUCGGAUUUUGCUACUUUCUGUAAUGAGUUGAGUGAGCUUAUAGAUGCUGAAUCUGCGGAUAGAGCUCGAACUUUGGAAAUAUCUACCCAGAGGACUGUUCGUCAAGCUGCUGACCGAGACAUGAUUGCCAAUAAUCGGGACCAGAUUAUGAUGAAUACAAUAUCUGCUACUCGGAUAGAUUAUGCAUGA
Messenger RNA from Mollisia scopiformis, 1377 nucleotides. RefSeq lists its product as uncharacterized. The record is from RefSeq and is a predicted model, not a curated record. Bases 1 to 1377 code for a protein of 458 amino acids. Lineage: Eukaryota; Fungi; Ascomycota; Leotiomycetes; Helotiales; Mollisiaceae. The transcript is spliced from 2 exons.